ACAAUGGAACUGGUCCAUGAAUCGCCUUCCCCUGGCCCCUCCUCGCCACGCCUCCCUUUUCCCCUGGGGGUUCGAUCGUAGAAGAAGAAGGGCCGCCGAUUCCCCCUCUCGCCUCCUCCUUCCUCCUCCUCCGUUUAACUUCCGACGCGAGCGUGCGAGAACAACCCCCAACACCUCGCUUCCCUCCCACCACGAGAGGAAGUCACGAUUCCGUCACCGAUCCGCACAUGUACCCACCCAGAAGAGCGGUAAAUAGGCGAGAAAGAUCGGAUCUUGCGCCUCUUCCGCCGUUGAUCUCUCGUCCGAACCUCUCUCCGUGAGAAAUCCCGAAAUCCUGGGUGCUUUUUCUACCAGAAUUGGUGCAUCUCCGCCCGUUUUCGGUUCUCUCCUCUCCCCUUCCCCCCCCCCCCCUCUCGACCCCUUCUUUGGGCCUCAAGGAAAUCCGGCCUCUUUUCUUGAUUUGGGGCUCGCCUGGUUGGCCGCCGAGGAUCCUGGUGCUGGGAUAUUCGAGUCGGCCAAUCGACGCCUUCUGGAUCGGUUUCCUGAGGUCUUGGUUUUGCGGGCGCUCCAGGGUUUUCGUCUUUGUUGAGAGGAAAUCAGGUCCUUUCUGAUAUCGAAUUGUGCUUUGGAGGACUGGGAUUGGUCACAUGGAAGAGGACUGCACUUUAAGGUUUGGGUGGCUUCCUUGUCUACUCUGGUAGACCGGUUCAUCUGCAGUGGCUUUGGUGGUUCUGGAAGUAGGCAAUGCUGUACUAGCACGAACUGAUCUGGGUUAUUUCUGGUUUUUGUGACUUCCUCCUUUGUGUAAGUUUGAUUUUGCCACGAGAGGAGAAAACCUUGCUGAGUGAUUACACAGUGUUAUAGUUAGGUUUAUGCCCAAUUCGAAGGUGUAUGUCGUUUUCUUGACGGAUUGAUGUGGGUUGGGUCGAGAGCAAUGGCGAGGUUCUGAAUCUGGAUAUGUGUGUGGGGACAUGGUGCAGAAGCAGGAGCAUGGCUGGUGGUCCGUUCCCUUACCGGAACAACGUUACUGGAAAGUAGGAUUUCUAGCCAAACGAGGCUCACUGUGCAAUGUCUCGCUGCUUCCCAUUUCCACCACCAGGAUAUGAAAAGAAGACAAGUGACCACAUAGACUUGCUAGCAGAGGAGAAACGUAAAGAGAAGAAACAUAAAAAGGAGAAGGACAAAGAAAAGAAAGAAGAUAAAGAAAGAAAAGACACAGAUCGGAGUAAAGAUAAACACAAGGAAAAGAAGGACCGAAAAGAAAAGCAUAAAGAGAAGAAAAGAAAGAAUAAGAACAAGGACAAAAGCAGGAUAUUAUAUGAGAGGGCUGACAAACAGACCGAGUCUCCACAUGGAGACAUGCUUGGAGAAUGCAGUCAGAAGACUGAGGAAACUAAACCUUCUAAAUUUGCUGAGAAAUUGGAGAGGAAGAUUGAAGAUGAAGGAAAAAUGGCAGCAAACAGAGAGGCUGACAACUUCAGUGGCCCAGUUCAAAAAAGCAUCGGUAACUUGGCUGCUGAGACUGCAAUGGUCAAGGAAAGAGUUGCUGGUGAUAAAAUCGUUCCCCCCACCAUGGGUCCUCUACAAAGGAGAAUUGAUGGUUUUGAAAGGCCAACCGACAAAUUUACUUUUUCUACUCAAAGAAAAAACGAGGCACUGGGCUCUGCAAAUGCAGUCAAGAAGGAAAAAAGUACACAUGACAAAUUGGUUCCAAAACUUCCUAGUACGGGACAAAAAGGAAAUGGUCAUACAAAAUCACCCUUGGAAUACCCAGUGGGUUCUGUUCAUAAAAGAUUUGAGGGUCCAUAUGCUGCAGCUGCAGUGGAAAUUGAUAACCAAAAUAGUAAAAAAGUUGUCUCAAGCUCCAACAGUGACGUUCCAAGAACCAUUAAUGGGAUGGCCCAACCAGCACAAAGCUUUUCUGCUUGUAAAAAUGUUGGUGCUAUCGGUCUUGCCACUAAGAUGGAGGACAGAGGGCGAGCUAACAAAAUCCUUCAAAACCACAUCCUUGCAGAGCAAAGAAGAGUUGUUGGGAUGGACGAGGCAGUGGCAAGGGAUGCCAGCAACAAGAUUGAGGAGGGGAAAGCGAAGAGCAAGGAGAGGGAUGCUGAUGAUAGGAAAGAGGAAAGACAUAGGGACCGGGUUCGCGAUGAGAAGAAAAUCAAAGAUAAAGACAAGCACAAGGGCAAAAAGAAAGAGAAGACGAAAGUAAAGGAGAAAGGUGAACAGAAGGAUAAAGAACUAAAAGAGCCAAGAGAUGGCAGGAAAAAGGAUCAGUUAGAUAGUCUAGAUGUAAAAACUUUAGCACCUCAGACAGAUAAUGCAGAGAGUUACCUUACUGAUGAUACUAUGAAGAAGAGAAAGGAAAUUGAUACAAAUGGUUUUCCCAAUGAGAAUAAUUUGAGGCCCAACAAAUUUCCAAAAACAGAUCCUUCAUCUCACCUUCGUGAAGAGAAUGGGAGGACACUGGAAUCAUCACAUGUUGGUGCAGCUUGUUCUCCAUUAAAACUUGGAGCCAUAAACAAUGUUCUGGUGGAAAAGCCAAUAGAUAACAAGGAACACAAGAUAAAUGGCAAAGCGAGAGCUCAGACAUUCUCUGAUGGAUCGAGGCAUCCAGUUGCUACCGAUAGUGGUGCAACUGGUAAAGCUUAUACAAUUCCCCACCCGGACUCUGUGCAUCUUGACAAAAUAUAUUCUAUUCCCAAAGUGGAUGAAUGGCCCGAGUAUGAUGACCAAGAGUGGCUAUUCAGCAGCUGUCACCUGCUGCAAAAGCCGAAGACACAGCUUGGAGGUGAUGAGGUACCCCAGGUUUGGUCCGAAGUACUCAAAAUCGAGUCAGAGGACGUCGUUGCUUUGCCUUAUGUCAUACCUUUCUGAUAUCAGAUGUUCCCGAUAAGUGCCUGAUUUACCUUGGAAGAUAUGGCAGCAUGAACGAAUAGGUGAUUUGUUCUUUUGGUGCCUUCAGUUUCCAUAUCCCUGUUAUUUCUGCUAUGAGCUUCCUGGCUGAGUGAGAAAAAAAAAAGUCAAAGAAAGAUGGCUCUAUACUUGCAAGACUUGGAUAAACUAGCAUUCAUAUGGUUCAAGUCUGAAUUAUUUUCAGAUACAUAAGUGAUUCAAGUCCAUGAAAUGGAAGGGAGAUAUUGCUAGAUCAUUGUGGCGCUUCCACUGUCUUCAAGUGUUCAGAGGAGAGCUUGGUCUUCUUGCACUGUCGCACAAUUUUGAUUUGUAUCAAUGUAAAUCUUUUGGUAAACAGAAAUGUACAUUGGAGGGGGAGAGGAGAUGAUGAUAUUGAGUCUUCUGUGAUUCAUCCAUGUUUCAGUUGUUAUGGUUGGUUUACUUCUCUUUCUCACUCUCUUGGAAAGUUUUGAUUUGUAUCAUAUUCUACCA
Molecule: messenger RNA, 3387 nt
Organism: Musa acuminata subsp. malaccensis (wild Malaysian banana)
Lineage: Eukaryota; Viridiplantae; Streptophyta; Magnoliopsida; Zingiberales; Musaceae
Source: RefSeq, a predicted model, not a curated record